Molecule: messenger RNA, 2547 nt
Organism: Epinephelus moara (kelp grouper)
Lineage: Eukaryota; Metazoa; Chordata; Actinopteri; Perciformes; Serranidae
Product: coagulation factor XIII B chain-like
Exons: 9
Coding region: 85-1407 (440 amino acids)
Source: RefSeq, a predicted model, not a curated record
UUGCUACUCUACUGUGCAGAUCUGAAUAGCUCAAAGGGAAAAACUUAACUCAGACACCCAGAGAGAAAUACCUUGAUCUUCAGAAUGAGAGUCUUUUACCUUGUUUGGCUUUUUAUCCUUUGGCUGAAUAUGGACAAUUCUUUACAACAGAGUGAUAAAGAAAUAAAAUGUGAACUGACACUGCCACCACUGCAAGGAACCAGGUAUGAACCUGCUCACAGAAAUGUGUUUUCACCUGGUGACACACUGAGAGUCAUAUGUGGACAGAACUACUGGAUUUCUACCCCUAACGACACCUCAGCUUUAACUACAUGCAAAGAGGAUGGAGAGUGGACUGUCACACCAGAAUGCCAAGAGGUUAUAUGCAGCCAUCCACAAGACCCACUUGUGAAUUCCUGGACUGUCUGCUUAGGGCAACAAAUUAGACUGGGUGAGACUGUAAGUUAUACAUGCAAGACAGGCUACAAGGGGACAAGUGGCAUCCCCCGAGCCACAUGCACCAGAGAGGGGUGGAAACCAAAUCCAUUUUGUCAAGAAAUAAAAUGCAACAGACAUGAUAUCCAGAAUGCAGAAAUUGUCAGCAAUAUCAAGGAGAAAUACAAUUUCCAUGAAUAUGCCAGUUAUGUUUGCAAAAAAGGUUAUCAGGGGCAUUUCACUCUGACCUGUACGGAAAGUGGUUGGACUGGGUAUUCACAAUGUACAGCCCAGUGCCCAGCGAUUCAUGUGGACAAUAAUGUCCAGGUGAAUGGGAACCUGGAAGAAGCAAUCUAUGGACAUGUAGUUAGAUUCAGCUGCAAGUCCAGGACUGAAAUGCUGUCUGGGUCACCAGACAUGUAUUGUGAUGAAAAUGGAGAGUGGAAUCGCCCAGCUCCAAAAUGCGAAGCGAUAAUAUGUGCAGUACCCAAUAUUGAAAAUGGCUACGUACCUGGAAAUAUCCAAGGGUACAGAGAACAUGAAGUCCUUCACUAUGAGUGUAAUGCUGGAUAUAAACGUGCUGAAGAGAGACCUUCAAAAUGCACAAAACUAGGAAUAAGACCAGAUCCACUUUGUCAAGAAAUCACAUGCGACAGACUAGAUGUCCCAAAUGCAAAAAUAAUCACCAAUGACAAGGAGACAUACAAAUACAAUGAACGGGCCAGAUAUGAGUGCGAGGAAGGUUAUCGAAGACAAUUUACUCUCACCUGUGGGGAACGUGGUUGGAACGGGAAUACACAAUGCACAGAGAUAACGUGCGACAGAAGGGAAUACAGAAACACAGAGAUAGUUGGGAGCUAUAAGUACGAAUACAGGUACAAUGACCAGGUCCAGUAUAUCUGCAAGAAUGGUCACGAGGGAAGUUUUAAUUUGACCUGUAAGGAAAUAGGUUGGAUCGGAUCUCCAGACUGUACAACAGCGAUUGACAUUUAGAGAACUGAGAUUGAAACAGAUAAGUGCCUGGAGAUAUCCACAGAAGAUGAAGUCCUGUUCUUUUGGUCAGUGGUGGAUCCAGAACAUGCAUUGAUGGGUGGGCCUGGAAAAAUCUGGAUGGGCCUGGGUUUAUUUUGAGCUGAAAUAUGUAUCAAAAUGAUAUGGGGUGAAUAAACCCAUAGUAAAUCUUGUAGUACUCUUUGUUUAUCAUUGUGUUUUCUCAUUGUUUCAUCUGUGUAUGUAGACAGUAUGAAAUAAAGACUUAAAAAAAACCUUAGGUUUUUGAUCCACGGACAAAACAAAAAAUAACAGCAGGUGAAAACAGUAGGUCAGUGUGGAGCAAUGAGGGGAUGUACACUGACUUUUGGUUACUGUUAUCGGUUACUUUUAUUGCCACUUCUGGUUAUGGUUCUGUGCAUUGAAGGCUAUUCUUUAUUCCAUUUCUGCACAUUGUGAUGUGUCUAAGUCAGAUAUGUGACCAAAAAUAUUUGUCUUUAUUUCAAAAGUGAAACGAUAAAUGUUGCUUUUAUGUUUUUACUACAUUCAUUUGCACUUGUUUAUAAUCUGUCAUUACCAAAAACAAGAGAAAAAGGGUUGCGAUAGGCUGCCGAAAAUGUCUUGCCCGCCUAUGUUUCCUGAUUUUAAAAUCUGACCCAAUUGAAUUUGUCACUAAAUAGCCCUGGUUUAAACUUACGUACUUACGUACUUACGUACUUACGUACUUACUUACUUACUUACUAUGAACAUGCUACACAUUUUUUGUUUGUUUGUUUGUUUGGUUUUAAAUAUGAGCCAUAGUUUUAUUUACAUGUAUCAGCCUCAAAAUUACACCAUGAAUUCAUGAAUCAAUUUUCAUGCUCAUCUGACGAUGCUAUUGAAACUGUUUGGUGCCAGUUCCCUCAUGACCAUGUCUAUCUGAGAAGAUAUUCCAGGCUGUGUAACAGUGAUGAUUUUGUAAUUGUUGUGAGGUACUCUUAAAAACUGGUCCGCUUGACUACUUGGCGGACGAGCUGCAUGGUUUUAUCUGUAAUGUGGAGAUUCACUCUGUCAGCUGCCAUGUUUUACCUUCUUAUCAGACCAAUGUAACACUCUGUCUUCAAAUGGAAUUCAAAUAAAACACAUGGAGAAAUGAAAAUAUAG